Molecule: messenger RNA, 561 nt
Organism: Synchytrium microbalum
Lineage: Eukaryota; Fungi; Chytridiomycota; Chytridiomycetes; Synchytriales; Synchytriaceae
Exons: 6
Coding region: 1-561 (186 amino acids)
Source: RefSeq, a predicted model, not a curated record
AUGACCUUGCCAUAUAAAAAGACAGACCAUGGCGAUCUAAUCAAUCCACCACGAGCUGACGGUGUUGAACGAUCUCCCUUUUAUGAAAAGUUUCCUCCUCCUAUCCGCAACAUGCCUCAAGGCAACGGAUUCGAUUUCCAUGUAUAUUUCUGGCAAAACAAUGCAAAAUCAGUAAAAUCAAUCAUCAAGCUCCACGACGAUUUUCGACGCGAAUUUCCUGAAAUCAGAGUCUAUAUGAUCCACUCCAAGCCCGUUGGUCCACAUACUGUCGGCAUGUUUGAGAUUAACACAUUCUCACCUUUGGAAACUGGAGUCGUCUUCUCGUGGAUGGUUGUCAAUCGUGGUGAACACAGUGUGUUGAUUCAUCCUCACACAGACGAUCCUGUACAUGAACAUAGCGUUCUCGCAACCUGGAUGGGACAACCAGUUCCAAUUGACCUUGAAAUGUUGGCCACUUUUGAAGAAUUGAUGAAGAGCGGAAAAUCCAGACCUGAAAUCGGUGAGAUCCUGGCCAAGCGCACAGAAGAUCUCAACGCUAGUCUCGACAGCCUCAAGCUCUGA